GGCUGUGUAUGUUGAUAGUUGAUGCGGAUGGUGAUUUUUUUUUUUAUUAUUUCUAAACAGAAACAGCUGAGUUGUGGAGUAGACCUAGGUCUAUUACCUAAAGAGCCACCGCGAGCCAGUGAUGACAGACAAUGUCCCAGGUGGAUCCCACCACUGAGAGUGGCAACCACUCCACUCUGUAUCUGACAACCGCUGCCAACCACUCUAGCUUCUUGCUGACAACACCCAGUGAGCUACUGAACACAACAUCCCAACAUGAUGCUAUUGACUGCCAGGCUACUAGAGAGUAUGGGAUCGUCUUCAGCAUUAUUGCUGUUGUAUCCACCAUAUUUGGUAUACUCUACACUUUCUUUGGCUACAGAUUCUUCAAAGCCAUUAUGUUCCUCACUGGUUUCAUAUUUGGUACAGUGUUGGUCUACAUGGUCAUGAGUGAGGUGGCAAUUCUUCCCCCUGAAGGGACCCUUGGCUGCGCUGGCGGCUCUGGCUUUCUACUUGGAUUUGUUACAAUGUUGAUUCCUCAUACUGGUCUCUUUCUCACUGGCUUCAAUCUAGGCAUUGCAGCCACUGCUGUUAUUCUGAUUUUUGUUGAACAGUUUGUACAUAUUAAUAUUAUGUGGAUCCCUAUCGGCAUUUUCCUAGUCAUAGGAACUGUGUUUGGUGUUUUGAGUUUAAAGUUUCAAAAGACAUUAACAAUAAUAGGCACCAGUGUGUUUGGGGCGGCUAUCUGCCUGGCGGGCAUUGACCACUUCAUUGAGUGGUCAUUUAUUGCUCAGUACAUCUGGGACCGCAUCAUGGCGAAGCCCGCUUCAACACUCUGCUGGUACAGCUGGCUGAUGCUGGCGCUGUGGCCUGUGUGUGCUCUCUGUGGUGUUGUUGUUCAGUGGAAGUUCACUGGCUCUGGUGUAGACCACUGGCUGGCACUGAAAAGUCGUAGGGAACAAGGAGCAAAUCUUCAACAGGUGAGAGCUCGUGAGAAGAAAGAAACUCAACAGACUCGGUAUCGCCAUUUGUAUCAAGCCAGGCGUGUUAAGGGAGAUGUCAUUUCUCAGAACUUCAUUCAAAGUAUUCAGCACAAGCUAUCCCCUGCUAUGCAGAGUUUGACAGCUUUAAAUGUUGAGGCAAGUAAUGAAGAGGAAAGUACAGCAACAACUACACUUACAAAUGUAACAUAGAAAAGUCAAACCUGUUCAACAACAAAACAAAGCAAGUGCAACACCUACUUGGUUUUAUGUAGCGUUAAAAAGUUUUUCUUCAUUUACAUUGAUUUCAACAUAUUCAUAAAUUGUUAGAACUAUGUAUACCUUCCACAAAGUGAAAACACAGGCUUAUAUUUUUUACUUGUUUUAUUAGAUUAGUUAAUGGCUUGUUAGUUGUACAGUUUAAUUUUGUAAACCCAUUGAAAUGAUGAUAUAACUUAAUCAGAGAUUCUUUCACAGUUAACUGUACAGCUUAUUAUUAUUGGAUUUUGCAAAGUUAAAUCAGUUAGAAAAAUAAUUCACUCUUUUGGGCCAAAGUUUAGGUAUUACCUAAACAAGCAGAACAUAAUUCCUUCAAAUAUUUGUUCAAAAUAAUAAUUAUUUAGUUUUUGUUAAAGAAAUAAAAUUAUGUUAGUGUGCUUUUAUUUUUGUAUCUGCUCUACCAACAUGUGUUAAAGAUAUUGUACAUAUUUUUUCAAGUAUUGUUGAUGAUCACUAAUUUUUUAUAAAACAGAUGAAAUGCUAUGUAUUAGAUUUGAUCACUAGGCUAGUGAUGGUUACUUAUCUGCAUCUAGGUCCUAAUACUGUAGGCUUUUGUUGUCUUUGCUUUUGACAAGAGGUUUCAUACUUAAGAUAAUGGUGUAUCCUUAUUUUAAAUGUUUUUCUUUGAAACAUUUAUGACUUUAUCGACUUUUUUUGCUUAAUAUUUCCACUUUGUGAUUGUUUGGUUAUUUGUAAACUGAUGACAACAUAGGUAUGUGAGUGGCUGAGUAUCAGAACAUCAUUGGGUUGUUUUUUAUUUAAAGGAUCAUUCUGUUUUUCUAUUAUUUUUAGUUUUUGUACCAUGGGUUUCUUAUUGUACAUCUUGUGUGAGAUUUUUUUAUUUUUUCCACUUGUUUUAUGUAAUGUACACAAUUGACAUGUACAAGCUGUUCACUUAGUCAUUCCUCAACUAACUUAUAACAAUUAUUUAUAAUAGUGGAAAGUUGAUUGUGUAAAUAAUGUAAGUUCAUGGUUAAAUUAUUUCUAUGUGAUUAGAUAACUGUGUGAUACUACUUUUACAAUGAUUUCAUAUAAUGGUUCACCUAAUGAUAGUCAAAUUUUUAUAUGAACUUAUCAAGAAAUCCUAAUAGCUUUGGAGGAGUGGCACUGCUAUUGUGUCAAAUGUUGUUCAACCUCACAUGUAACCAGUGACAUGACAUUCAGCUACUGUUUUCUUCUAAUGCUUUGUGUUGCUAGUGAUCUCAGUGGGGGAUAUAUUUUUAUAGAGAUUGUAUCUACAACAGCUGAUCUUAUUUGUCUAGAAGCAUAUCUUUAGUGUUCCAAGGUUUUUAAUGCAUAGUUAAAUUGUUGUAAUGAACUAGUAGCUAGUUAAUUGUUGUAAAUUGUGAUGCAUAUUUUCCUUGCAGUUGAUUGAAACUUGUUGGUGUAUAAAUGAAGAGGAAUCUAGUUAAAGACCAGUGUGUUAACCUAUAGAGUGAAAGUGUUGAUGUAUGUUUGACACACAAUGUUUUAACCUAUAGAGUGAAAGUGUAGAUGUAUGUUUGACACACAAUGUUUUAACCUAUAGAG
This is a messenger RNA of Physella acuta, 2768 nucleotides long. Its product is annotated as transmembrane protein 198. Gene Ontology annotation, cellular component: plasma membrane. The record is from RefSeq and is a predicted model, not a curated record. Lineage: Eukaryota; Metazoa; Mollusca; Gastropoda; Physidae.